AUGGAGGCUAUUCGGGAAUUGCGUAUCUCUCAAUCAAACAUGGAAAUACAGAUAAAAAAGAUACUGAAAAGAGAAAUGUCCAGCAACAAAGAGCAAGAUAUUAAGCUCCUUCCAAUACUGGAGAGGAUGCAAUCUGAGAUCACAAAACUGGAAAAAACAGUAACAAAUGCAACCAAAGAAACUCACAAACCUGGGGAAAAAGUAACAAAUUUAACCAAUGAUUGGUCCACAAAAUCAUGUCCAUCAAACUGGGAAAAAUUUGGAUCUUCUUGCUACAAAAUCAUAGCACUGGCGAAGUCGUGGGACAUUGCAAGUAUAAAAUGUCUACAAUACGGUGCAAAAUUGGUCGAGAUAGAGACAAGAGAAGAGAACUAUUUUCUGAAGCAAAAAAUCACCAAUUAUGAUAAAUUAAGAUUGUACUGGAUUGGGGGCACGGAUGAGAUCAUCGAGGGGAGGUUUGUAUGGGCGUCUACCGGACGUUCCCUGACAUUCACGGACUGGAACAAAGGAGAACCCAAUAACGACAAAAGCCAGGAAGACUAUAUUGAAAUCUCCACACAUCCCGACAGAACAGGAAUGUGGAAUGAUAGCAUUUGCUCUCAUGAGUUUUAUUUUAUAUGCGAAAAAAAGCUUUAAAUAUUUCGUUGGAAAAGCUUCUAUAAAUGCAUCCUAGCUUGUCAAUGAGUAUAUACAUAAAACUAUAUGUUAUUCGUUAAGAGUAUUUCAAGUUUAAUAGAUGCUUUUGGAUGACCUAGAAGUAAAGCUGAAAUUAUGGAAAAUAAAUUAUUAUU
Messenger RNA from Saccostrea cuccullata (small rock oyster), 791 nucleotides. Its product is annotated as low affinity immunoglobulin epsilon Fc receptor-like. Lineage: Eukaryota; Metazoa; Mollusca; Bivalvia; Ostreida; Ostreidae. The transcript is spliced from 6 exons. Gene Ontology annotation, molecular function: signaling receptor activity. The coding region runs from base 1 to 636 and encodes 211 amino acids. The record is from RefSeq and is a predicted model, not a curated record.